Molecule: messenger RNA, 1548 nt
Organism: Salvia splendens (bonfire salvia)
Lineage: Eukaryota; Viridiplantae; Streptophyta; Magnoliopsida; Lamiales; Lamiaceae
Product: probable protein phosphatase 2C 34
Exons: 6
Coding region: 353-1474 (373 amino acids)
Biological process (GO): protein dephosphorylation
Molecular function (GO): protein serine/threonine phosphatase activity
Source: RefSeq, a predicted model, not a curated record
GUUGGCAAUGGCAGGGCAUAAUCGUGAUUGACGAACACAAUUACAAGAAACACAUGAUCUAAUCCAUAUUUUAAACGCGUACAUAUACGUAUACUUGUCUCUUCUCUUCUUCUACAUAUGUGUGCCUCCUUGUUUUCUUCUCACAUUCAAAUAUACCAUGGAUUUCCACCCUUCUUCACUCUCUCCUUUUCUCACUUCUAUCCCUCGGAAUCCCCUUCUUUUCCGGCCACCAACCUCAUCUUUCCGUCCACUUAUCCUUAUCUGAAGAUUCAAGGUGUUCAAUUUUUGUGGUUUGGAUUUUUUUUAAAGACUCUUUAUUUUGGUUGAGAGCAAAAACAUCUGUGGAGAGGAUAUGGGGCAUUUUUCUUCGAUGUUCAAUGGGCUUGCAAGGUCGAUUUCUUCAAUGAAGAAAAUGAAAAAAUUGAAGAAGAAUGGUGAUGGGAAAGAGGGUGUUAAAGCUAUGGCCAAGGAGGCCAAGAAAAAUGAGUUGAUAUUGAGGUCAUCAGGAACUGUUAAUGUUGAUGGCUCCAACAACUUGGCCUCAGUUUAUUCUAAGAGGGGAGAGAAAGGUGUGAAUCAAGAUUGCUGCAUUGUUUGGGAGGAAUUUGGGUGUCAAGAAGAUAUGAUCUUCUGUGGGAUAUUUGAUGGGCAUGGUCAGUGGGGGCAUUUUGUGGCGAAGAAUGUUAGAGACUUGAUGCCUUCGUUUCUUCUCUGCAACUGGAAAGAAACACUUGUUGAGGCUGCAGUUGAUCCUGAUUUUGAUUUGGGUUCCCAGAACAAGCUCCAGAGCUUCAACAUAUGGAAGCAUUCCUAUUUGAAGACGUGUGAGGCCGUUGAUCAGGCGCUGGAGCACCACCGCAAGAUUGAUGCAUUCAACAGCGGCACCACAGCCUUGACCAUUGUUAGGCAGCAGGGAGAAAAUAUAUUCUUAGCAAAUGUAGGAGAUUCGCGUGCUGUACUGGGUACGCCUUCUGAUAACGGGGAUAUGGUGGCAGUGCAACUCACCAUGGAUUUCAAGCCUAAUCUACCUCAGGAGGCGGAGCGGAUAACACAGUGCAAUGGGAGAGUAUACAGCCUGGACGAUGAACCAGGGGUUCACAGAGUGUGGCUGCCACAAGAAGACUCCCCGGGGCUAGCAAUGUCACGAGCUUUCGGGGACUACUGUGUGAAGGACUUCGGCCUCAUUUCUGUGCCUCAAGUCAUCCACAGACAUAUAACAAGUAAAGAUCAGUUCGUGGUGCUGGCCACCGAUGGGGUUUGGGAUGUUGUGUCGAAUGAAGAAGCAGUGCAGAUUGUGUGGGAGUGUCCGGAGCGGGGUAAAGCUGCAAAGCGGCUGGUGGAGCGGGCGGCUGAUGGGUGGAGGAAGAAGAGAAGGGGAAUAGCUAUGGAUGAUAUAUCAGCAAUUGUACUCUUUUUUCAUUCAUCUUCUUCUUCUUCUUCUCACCAAUUUGAACUUGUACCUACGCUCAAGUGAGAGUCCUCUUCAGUUAUAACCGGAUUCUUAAUUUUAAGAAUAUCAAUCCCAAUUUAGAUAGCAAAUUUUGAAUA